Molecule: messenger RNA, 2244 nt
Organism: Thecamonas trahens ATCC 50062
Lineage: Eukaryota; Apusomonadida; Apusomonadidae
Exons: 2
Coding region: 1-2244 (747 amino acids)
Biological process (GO): mismatch repair
Cellular component (GO): mismatch repair complex
Molecular function (GO): ATP-dependent DNA damage sensor activity; ATP hydrolysis activity; ATP binding
Source: RefSeq, a predicted model, not a curated record
AUGGCGACCAGGCAGAUACGUGUGCUUGCACCGGCUUCUGCUGUGCGUGUGGUGGGUGCAGCACGUGUCGGUUCGUUCGCACAUGCGGUGUUUGAGCUGGUCAUCAACGCUGUGGAGAGCGGGGCUUCCAAGAUUGCGGUGGCGCUCGAGCCGAGAAGCCUCACGGCGAGCGUGAUCGACAACGGCGGCGGACUGUCGUGUGCCGACGAUAUGGAUCUUGUCUUUGUCCGCUUUGCCACUUCCAAGAAGUCGUCAGAAGUCCGCCCGCGCGGAGGAGCGCUGGCGGCGCUAGCAUCCACGGCAGGGCUUGCUGAGUUUGCCUCGCGCGAGUUUGUUGCUUUCCACGACUUGUUUGCAUGUCUGCCUGUGCGGGCGCAGGCCGGACGAGCGCGGCCGCAGCUGGGCGAGAUUGCGGACUUUGUGCGCCGCCUCGCGAUAGCGCGGCCCGAUGUGGCGUUCUCGGUGUGGGACAAGGGCGCCAAGCAGUAUUUGCUGCCGCCACGGCCGCUGCACACAUCGCCAACGACGUUUUACCUCGGUCGAGCCACUGCCGACAUGCUCUUGCCGCUUCCGGGCGGCGGGAAGGCUGAUGUCAUCGGGCACCCGCGGACGUUUGGCGCGUCGCCGUCGGUCAUGCACGUGUGCAUCAACUCAGUGCCACUCGCGCGCAGCUCGCCGAUCCACAAGCUGCUGCUGGGCAUUGCACGUGGCGUGUGGGCCGAUGCCCAGCUGGUGGCAAGCUGUGGGCUGCCGGUGGCGGCCGGCGACCUCGCCGGAGCUCGCGGGCACCCCGGUCUCAUUUUCUCGCCAAACGGCGCGGCCAAGGCAAGUGCACGAGUGCGAGCUCGGUAUCUGGCUUGCGUGGUAGACAUUGCCAUGCCUGCAGCGUCGCUCGAGCUGCGUCUUCGGCGUGGUGGUGGCGUGGUUGCGGGCGAUGCGCUCGAUGAUGAGCUUGCCUCGUUGGCAGACCGAAUUCAUGUCGUCUACUCGUCACUCUUUGUCGGACGCGCGGCGCUGGAUGCGUUGGCUGAGGUUGUCGCGAGCGCGCUGGCGGCUGCAGUCUCGCGACCGCUGUCACGGGCCAGCCUUGUCGGCCGUGUUGAGCGCGGCGCAAAUUCACCGCCGUCGGUUCGGGAGACGGCGGCGGCGGCGUCGCUCGCGUCAUCGCCGUAUACGCUGCGACGGAUCCGGCCCGAAGCGCCGUCGGCUAGUCAGGCCUCCCGCGAUCUGGCGCGUCUGCUGGCGACGGCAGGCGCGACGCUGGAGAGCGACGACGAUGAAAACUACGCCGCGCCGCCUCCCAAGCUAACUGUGCCGCUCUUCGGAUCGCUGACAACGACCCGGCGGGCGACGCUCGACAAGCUAGCAGAGUCGCGGAGCUCGGCGUCGGCGCGGGUACGGCGGCGUGACAGCAAUGGUGAGAGCGGCAACGCGCGGCCUCGCAAGGUGCCGCGCCUGCUGCGGCACGGGGGGCGGAGCUUGGCGGCUAGCAGUGCGCGCGUGGCGACGCCGGGCGCUGCCGACCGUGUCCGCACGCUCUUUGAAUGUUGGCAACCGCGACAGUUUGGCUCGGCAGUCGAAGGGAGCCAGACAUCCGCCCGUGCGCUGGUGCCUGUCAAGCUGACCAAGGCCGCGCUGAAGAGUGGGCUUGUGGCGGUGGGACAGGCCAACGCCGAGUUUAUCCUCGCGCGGCUGGUCUCGAACGGUUGGCUGGUGGUGGUGGAUCAGCAUGCGGCGCACGAGCGGACGCGGCUGGAGGCGCUCGAGGCCGACGUGGUGCUGGACGCCGGGAUAGUGCCGCGGGUGGCGCGGAUUAUCCACUUGGCGCGGCCGAUGGUGUUUGCGGCGUCGCCGGCCGAGGCGCUGGUGGUGAACGAGGCGCGCGACGCGCUGCACGAGUGGGGCAUCGACGCGCGGGUGCUGGAGACGGUGGUGGAAGUGGCGACGUUGCCGAGCAUUAUCGGCGCGGGUGCGUUGUCGGCGACUGUCUGGGCUGGCGUCGUCUCCUACGCCAAUGCCGUCCUUGAGGCGCGGAGCAGCCGGCUUGUGCCACGGCUGAUCACCCACGCGCUGCACUCGGCUGCGUGCCAUUCGGCGGUCCGGUUCGGCGACGAGCUCGACGUAGGCCAGCAGCAGGCCAUUCUCGACGACUUGAUCGAGUGCGAGUUGCCGUUCCAGUGCGCGCACGGGCGGCCGACCAUGGUCCCGCUGUGGACCGCAGCACGGCCGAGCGGCGACCGGUAG